AUGCCUCACUGGCUUUAUCUGGCUUCUGCAGAAUGGACUCAGAUAAUUACUAAAUACCUGUGGGAGCAGCUGCAGAAGGUGGCAGAGUUUUACAGACAGUCUCCCAGCCAGGGCUGUGGGUCUCCUCUGCCCGCUCCUCCUGCUGAGGUGGAAACCGCCAUGAAACAGUGGGAGUACAACGAGAAGCUGGCCAUGUUCAUGUUUCAGGAUGGCAUGUUAGACAGACAUGAGUUCCUCACCUGGGUGCUGGAGUGUUUUGAGAAGAUCAGACCUGGCGAGGACGAGCUUCUGCGAUUCCUGCUGCCGCUCCUGUUACAGUACUCGGGAGAGUUUGUUCAGUCAGCCUAUUUAUCUAGACGGCUGGCAUAUUUCUGCACACGCCGGCUCAAUCUGCUGCUGAGCGAUGGCAGUCUCGGACCAGGUCCAGGCGGACACCCGGCCCACGGCAUUUCAGCACAGCAAGGGAACGCUCUGCCCCCCACCCCAACCUCCCAGCCUGCAGGGGGCAACCAGCCCCAAACCCCCUUCACAGACUUCUACAUCUGCCCCCAGCACAGGCCCGUGGUGUUCGGACUCAGCUGCAUGCUGCAGAGUAUCGUGUUGUGUUGUCCCAGCGCUCUGGUCUGGCACUACUCUCUGACAGAUAGCCGUAAUAAGACCGGCUCGCCAUUAGACCUCUUGCCAAUCGCGUCCUCUAACCUGCCCAUGCCGGGGGGCAACAGCAGCUUUAACCAGCAGGUUCGUGCCAAGGUGAGGGAGAUUGAAGAGCAGAUCAAAGAGAGAGGACAGGCGGUGGAGUUUCGCUGGUCCUUCGACAAGUGUCAGGAGACGACAGCAGGUUUCACCAUCAGCCGGGUUCUGCAUACGCUGGAGGUUUUGGACAACCACAGCUUUGAGAAGUCUGACUUCAGCAAUUCCCUGGAUUCGCUGUAUAACCGGAUCUUUGGCUCGGGACAGAGCAAAGACGGACAUGAGAUGAGUCCAGACGACGAUGCGGUGGUGACCCUGCUGUGUGAGUGGGCUGUUUCCUGUAAAAGGUCCGGGCCGCAUAGAGCCAUGGUGGUGGCCAAACUCCUGGAGAAGAGGCAGACGGAGAUUGAGGCAGAGAGGUGUGGAGAGUCGGAGGUCGUGGAUGAGAAGGGCUCUGUGUCAUCAGGGUCUCUGUCUGCUGCUACUCUGCCCGUCUUCCAGGACGUCCUACUGCAGUUCCUGGACACACAAGCCCCUGUUCUCACUGAGCCCGGGAACGAGAGCGAGCGAGUGGAGUUCUCCAAUCUCGUGCUGCUCUUCUGCGAGCUCAUCCGUCAUGACGUCUUCUCACACAACAUCUACAUGUGCACCCUCAUCUCCCGUGGCGACCUGGCCUCCGACUCCCAUCUGCCCCGCCCACGUUCCCCCGGCGACGAGCCCUCUGACGAAUCAGAGCGCAAAGAGCAGGAUGCAGGAAGCAGUGUUAAAAUGGAGGAUACUGGUAUGUCCGAGUCUAUGGAGAUAGAUCACAACUCGAGUGCUAACUUUGAUGAGCAGAUGUUCUCUCCUUCGAUGCACUGCGAGUCGAAGGGAAGCCCUUCCCCGGAGAAACCUGCCCCUGAGCAGGAGAGCAAAAACACUGCCAAGGAUAAGGGCAUGGACCCGGCCUUCCCGUUGGUUUACGAGCAGCCCCGCCACAUACAGUACGCCACCCACUUCCCCAUUCCUCAGGAGGAGAGCGCAAGUCACGAGUGUAACCAGCGUCUGGUGGUUCUCUAUGGGGUUGGCAAACAGCGAGAUGAAGCUCGCCACGCCAUCAAGAAGAUCACCAAAGACAUCCUGAAGGUUCUCAACCGCAAGAGUACAGCAGAGACAGGAGGUGAGGAAGGUCAGAAGAGGAAGAGGAGUAAACCUGAGGCCUUUCCCACCGCUGAAGACAUUUUCUCUAAAUUCCAGCACCUCUCACACUUUGACCAGCACCAGGUCACCUCUCAGGUGUCCAGGAAUGUUCUGGAACAGAUCACCAGCUUUGCCUUAGGGAUGUCCUAUCACCUCCCACUGGUCCAACACAUCCAGUUCAUCUUUGACCUCAUGGAGUAUUCGCUCAAUAUAAGUGGCCUCAUUGACUUUGCUAUACAGCUGCUGAAUGAGUUGAGUCUGGUGGAAGCAGAACUCCUGCUGAAGUCCUCCAACCUGGCAGGCAGUUACACUACAGGUCUCUGUCUGUGUAUCGUGGCCGUUCUGCGGAGAUACCACUCCUGCCUUAUCCUCAACCCUGACCAGACCGCACAGGUCUUCGAUGGGCUGAGGAUUGUAGUCAAGUCUGGCGUGAACCCUGCAGACUGUUCCUCAGCUGAACGCUGUAUCCUGGCCUAUCUCUACGACCUCUAUACCUCCUGCAGUCACCUGAAGAGCAAGUUUGGAGAGAUUUUCAGUGAGUUCUGCUCAAAGGUGAAGAAUUCCAUCUACUAUAACAUCGACCCAUCAGACUCCAACAUGCUGUGGGAUCAGGUGUUCAUGAUCGACGCUAUCGCUAAUCCUACCGCGCACAACCUCAACCACUCCAUGGUGGGAAAGAUCCUCAAUGACAGCCCAGCUAACCGAUACAGCUUCGUGUGUAACGUGCUCAUGGACGUGUGCGUGGACCACCGUGAUCCCGAGAGGGUAAAUGAUAUCGGGAUCCUGUGCGCGGAGCUGACGGCGUACUGUCGCUCUCUCAGCGCUGAGUGGUUAGGAGUGCUCAAGGCUCUCUGCUGCUCCUCCAACAACGGCAACUGCGGCUUCAACGAUCUGCUCUGCAACGUUGACGUAAGUGAUCUGUCUUUCCACGACUCGCUGGCGACAUUCGUUGCCAUCCUGAUAGCUCGGCAGUGUUUGUUGCUGGAGGAUCUGGUGCGCUGUGUGGCCAUUCCCUCCCUCCUCAACGCAGCCUGUAGUGAGCAGGACUCUGAACCUGGAGCCAGACUUACCUGUAGGAUCCUGCUUCAUCUGUUCAGAACCCCACAGCGCAACCCCUGUCCUCAAGACGGCACCAAAUCAGAUAAAUCCACAGUGGGCAUCAGAUCGUCCUGUGACCGACACCUGCUGGCUGCUUCUCAGAACAGCAUAGUGGUGGGAGCUGUGUUUGCCGUGUUAAAGGCUGUUUUCAUGCUGGGAGACGCUGAGCUGAAGGGUUCGGGCUUCUCCCACUCUGCUGGAUUGGACGACAUCGGAGAGGAUGACAUGGGGUCCAAAAAAUCCGGAGGACGUAAUGUCUCGAUUGAAACGGCCAGUCUGGUGGUUUACGCCAAGUAUGUGCUGAAGAGCAUCUGCCAACAGGAGUGGGUGGGUGAGCGGUGUCUGAAGUCUCUGUCGGAGGACAGCAGUGCUCUGCAGGACCCAGUGCUGGUGAACAUCCAGGCUCAGCGCUUGCUGCAGCUCAUCUGUUACCCACACAGGCAGCUGGACAGCGAGGAGGGCGAGAAUCCUCAGAGACAACGCAUCAAACGCAUCCUGCAGAACAUGGACCAGUGGACCAUGAGACAGUCGUCUCUGGAGCUGCAGCUCAUGAUCAAGCAAAGCUCAAAUAACGAGCUGUAUUCUCUUCUGGAGAACAUAGCCAAGGCCACCAUCGAAGUUUUCCAGAAGUCUGCGGAGAUGAACUCUAGUAACCCCACCUGGAAUGGGUCCGCGGUUUCUGGCAGCUCCGUCUCCAAUAGCAACAGUGCCAGCAAACUCAAACCUGUGCUCAGUUCCUCCGAGCGUUCAGGGGUCUGGUUAGUGGCCCCUCUGAUUGGUAAGCUGCCCACCUCAGUGCAGGGUCACGUGCUGAAGGCUGCGGGUGAAGAGCUGGAGAAGGGACAGCACCUGGGACCCUCCUCACGGAAAGAAAGAGAUCGGCAGAAACAAAAAAGUAUGUCUCUCCUGAGCCAGCAGCCCUUCCUCUCUCUGGUGCUGACGUGUCUCAAGGGACAAGACGAGCAGAGGGAGGGUCUCCUGACUUCCCUCUACAGCCAAGUCCAGCAGAUUGUGACUAACUGGCGUGAGGACCAGUACCAGGAUGACUGCAAGGCCAAGCAGAUGAUGCACGAGGCCUUGAAGCUGCGACUCAAUCUGGUGGGUGGGAUGUUUGAUACGGUGCAGCGAAGCACACAGCAGACGACAGAGUGGGCGGUGCUUCUGCUGGACAUCAUCAGCAGUGGCACAGUGGACAUGCAGUCUAACAAUGAGCUCUUCACUACGGUGUUAGACAUGCUGAGCGUGUUGAUUAACGGCACUCUGGCGGCUGACAUGUCCAGCAUCUCUCAGGGCAGCAUGGAGGAGAAUAAGAGGGCCUACAUGAACCUGGUCAAGAAACUCAGGAAAGAGCUUGGUGAGCGUCAGUCCGAGAGCUUGGAGAAAGUGCGGCAGUUGCUGCCUCUGCCCAAGCAGACGCGUGAUGUCAUCACCUGUGAGCCCCAGGGGUCACUCAUUGACACAAAGGGCAACAAAAUUGCUGGAUUCGAAAAAGAGGGUCUUCAGGUGUCGACUAAGCAGAAGAUUUCUCCUUGGGACGUGUUCGAGGGGCUGAAGCACUCUGCUCCGCUGUCCUGGGGCUGGUUUGGGACCGUGCGGGUCGACCGCAAAGUCACGAAGUUUGAGGAGCAGCAGCGGCUCCUGCUUUACCACACUCACAUAAAGCCCAAACAGCGCAGUUACUAUCUGGCGCCCCUCAACCUGCCCCAAGAGGAGGAGGAGCCACCUACACCUGUGCCUCCUGAGCCGGACAAGAAGGUGGAUCCAGGGAAGCCGGAGAAGAGCGUCUCUAGUGUCGCACCUGACACCAGUAAGAAGAAAAAGAAAAAGAAACCGACAUCCGCAAAUAAACAAGAGGACUACAAGCCGCACAACCCAGUCUUGCAGUACACGCCAGGCAUGGCUCCUGAUCUGAUGAACAUGGGCCAGUCAAACAUGCCUUUCCGAAUGGGCUACCAGGGUCCAAUGAGCAUGUAUGCCCAAAACCAGCCUCUACCACCAGGAGGCCCCGGUUUAGAGCCCCCUUUCCGUCCCAGGGGUCCUAUGGGCAAAAUUCCUCCACGUCCCACCUACAGCAUGGCUAAUAUGCCGGGUGCUGGCAUGGGCAACAUGAUGGGAAUGGACAAGCAGUUCCAGAUAGGCUAUAAGCCCCCACAGAGCAUGCCUCAGGGGCAGAUUCUCCGUCAUCAGCUACAGGUCAGACUGAAUCAUAAUCAUUUACUUGGACAAGCGCAGAUUAGACAAGUGGCACCUAAUCAACAGUAUCCAUCAAUGCAACCGACACAGAACAUUUCCCAGGGCUACACCAUCUACGGCUCACACAUAGGGAUGCAGCCACACCCCUCUCAGCCCGCUGGAAUAGUUCCUACCUCGUACGGUAACCAGGGCUUCCAGGGAGGACAUCCUGGCACAAACCCAGCCAUGGUGGACCCUCUUAGGCAAAUGCAGCAGAGACCUAGCGGCUACGUCCAUCAGCAGGCUCCUGGAGCAUACGCACACACCGUGCCAAACACGCAAAGGUUUUCCCAUCAGUCCAUGCAGCAGACGCCUUUGAUGCACGGCCUGGCUCAAGGUCACAUUGGAGCGCAGGCCAUGCACCCCAACAUGAGGACCAAUCAGAUGAUGGACCAGCAGCAGCAGCAGCAACAACAACAGCAAGCCCAACAGCAGCAGCUGAUCAGACAGCAUCCAGCUCUCAGAGUACGUACACCACACACCACAAUGCAUUGUGAGACACUGCGCAUUUCACACGCCUACAUUUCAACGAUUCGCCUCAGCAGGUGCAGCAGCAGCAGCAGGUUCAGCAACAAGUGCAGCAGCAGCAGGUCCAGCAGCAGCAGCAGCAGCAGCAGGUUCAGCCUCAGCAGGUGCAGCAGCAGCAGGUUCAACAGCAGCCGGUGGCGGCAGCACAGCCUCCCGCUCAGGCCCUGGGAAUGCAGCCCAUGUUCCCUCGGCAAGGCAUGCAGCAAACCCAGCAGCAGCAGCAGACCGCAGCGCUGGUCAGACAGCUCCAGCAGCAGCUCUCAAGUACUCAACCUGGACAGAACACCAACUCAUAUUUCUGAGAGCGUCUGA
Sinocyclocheilus anshuiensis is the source of this 6039-nucleotide messenger RNA. Its product is annotated as mediator of RNA polymerase II transcription subunit 12-like. The transcript has 41 exons. Gene Ontology annotation, cellular component: mediator complex. Gene Ontology annotation, biological process: positive regulation of transcription by RNA polymerase II. The coding region runs from base 1 to 6039 and encodes 2012 amino acids. Gene Ontology annotation, molecular function: beta-catenin binding; transcription factor binding; transcription coactivator activity. The record is from RefSeq and is a predicted model, not a curated record. NCBI's taxonomy places the organism in Eukaryota, Metazoa, Chordata, Actinopteri, Cypriniformes, Cyprinidae.